Messenger RNA from Purpureocillium lilacinum, 492 nucleotides. NCBI's taxonomy places the organism in Eukaryota, Fungi, Ascomycota, Sordariomycetes, Hypocreales, Ophiocordycipitaceae. The record is from RefSeq and is a predicted model, not a curated record.
AUGGCGAAAAAAUUGUCUCCGACGGGCUUCACCAAGGCCGUAAUGCGGUCUUUCAUGGCCGACUCUGGCUUGGAGCCGAGACUUCUUGGGCCACGGUUCCGGGUCCUCAGCGCAUCUCCCGGCCGAGUCGAUUUUGAGAUGGAUAUCCACAAGGAUCAUACGAAUCGCCUCCAAACUAUCCAUGGCGGUACCAUUGCGAGCCUCGUCGACCUCGGCGGGUCCUUGGCCGUCGCUUCCACUGGCCGUUUUGCAACGGGCGUUUCAACGGAUCUGAAUGUGACCUAUCUGGCUCCAGGUGGGCGGCCAGGCGACUUGCUCAAGGGCACCGCAAUCUGUGACAAAAUUGGCAAGACGCUCGCCUACACCACAGUAACCUUUACCAACAGCAAGGGGCAAAUCGCCGCCAGAGGCAGCCACACCAAAUAUGUCACAGGAACGAUGGGGGCCGACGGGCCAUACGUCGCCCCUCCCGAGUAUUCCGAUGUAGACUAG